UCACACGGAUUCUGCAAUAUUCCUAAUUUCCCAGCGCUGCGCCCUAAAUGCCCACGGAGUCCAUAUCUCACCACGAGUGACUCCAUUUUCUUUUUUCUUUUCUUUUCAAAAGAGUUGGUUAAACGGGGCUUUUUUUGGUUCCAUGUUCUGCCCUGGCCAUGGGAGAUUAUAAAGAGCCGACCAUGGUGCAGAGGUCGAGUUCAUUUAGCAUCAAGAGCCUCCUGCUGCCGUCCAGGUUUGACAGCCAGGGCGCAGAGGUCGCGGAAAGCAGCGCAAACUCCUCGGAACCGACCGAAAUGAAAUGCUCCACAGCCGUGCAGCAGCGGGGUGAGGAGGAGGAGGAAGAGGAGGAGGACUCGGGACCGGAAGCGGGGCGAAAAAGCGGCAAACCACAAGACAAGCCGCCGUUCAGCUACAACGCGCUCAUCAUGAUGGCCAUCCGCCAAAGUCCCGAGAAGCGGCUCACGCUCAACGGCAUCUACGAGUUCAUCAUGAAGAACUUCCCGUACUACCGGGAGCACAAGCAGGGCUGGCAGAACUCCAUCCGACACAACCUGAGCCUCAACAAGUGCUUCGUGAAAGUACCGCGCCAUUACGACGACCCGGGGAAAGGGAACUACUGGAUGCUGGAUCCGUCCAGCGACGACGUGUUUAUCGGUGGAACUACGGGAAAGCUCCGGAGGAGGUCAGCCACAUCGCGGGGGAAACUGGUGAUGAAACGAGGCCUGCGUUUCGCCCCGCUCGGACUCGGGCUCGGACUCGGAGAGCGCGCGAGCAACCCGCUUUGCUGGCGACUGUCUCCGUUUCUUCCCUUACCGCCUCACGGGCACUACAACGGACCCGCGCACGGCUUUCUGAACCAAGGACACGCGUACGGCUCUCUGCUCCCGAGCAUGGAGCCCAUCACCACCAGUGGAGACAUCACCCGUCCCGGGCUCGGACCCUCCACCUCCGGUGGAUACAGCGCGAGCUCUGCGCCCGCGGGAUUACUCUCAGCGCACAGCGGCUAUUUCGUGGCAGGAGCGCAGCAGCAGGUUCAGGUUCAGGCUCAGGCGCUCCAAAGCAGCUCAGCAUGUUAUGGGAUCUCGAGCUCACCGCCGCCGCCGCCGCCGCCACUGCUCGCGGAUUCUCGGACCGCGUUACCGUCUUUCUCCUCGAGCGGCUUUUCGGGGGUUUUGUCACAACAUAAAAGACUGGCGCCUCAUUCUUUCCUCAGCUGAGCGACUCACGUUUAAUGCACAGCUGAAAAAAACAAACAAGCAAACAAAACAACAACAACAACAACAACAAAAAGCCGACUUUUGAAUUAACGCACCCAGCGCUGUGAGUUUCAUCUCAGUCCUAACAUUUGAUUGAACCCUGAACUCUGUAACUGUUAUUUCGAGUUGAAAUAUGGAUAUUUAUUAAACACUGAACUUAAUUCAACACCUCGGGUUUUUUUUUAAAUUGUUAUUUUGUUGUUGUGCGUCAGAACCGAGUGGCACUAAAACACCCUUCAGUGGACAAAUUUUCCGUUUAUGUUACACAAGGACCAAGUCUGUGUCAAUUUCUUGCUUUUAAAAAAUAUAUAUAUUUAAAUAUUUAGUAACAAUGCAGCAGGAACUGAACGACGUCAUGCCAAAAUUCAACACAUAAUAAUAAUAAUAAUAAUAAUAAUA
Messenger RNA from Neoarius graeffei (lesser salmon catfish), 1658 nucleotides. RefSeq names its product forkhead box G1b (gene foxg1b). Gene Ontology annotation, molecular function: DNA-binding transcription factor activity; sequence-specific double-stranded DNA binding. The transcript has a single exon. The record is from RefSeq and is a predicted model, not a curated record. Gene Ontology annotation, cellular component: nucleus. Lineage: Eukaryota; Metazoa; Chordata; Actinopteri; Siluriformes; Ariidae. The coding region runs from base 159 to 1220 and encodes 353 amino acids. Gene Ontology annotation, biological process: regulation of transcription by RNA polymerase II.